Molecule: messenger RNA, 1314 nt
Organism: Akanthomyces muscarius
Lineage: Eukaryota; Fungi; Ascomycota; Sordariomycetes; Hypocreales; Cordycipitaceae
Exons: 5
Coding region: 1-1314 (437 amino acids)
Biological process (GO): amino acid metabolic process; biosynthetic process
Molecular function (GO): pyridoxal phosphate binding; transaminase activity
Source: RefSeq, a predicted model, not a curated record
AUGGACAACUCAACUUAUUCACUGCCUUCUGACGCCUCUAUCCAUCUUGACAUUAAAAUGGCCGCCCGAACAUCGGCGAGAUCGCAGGCUACCGCCGAGUUCCUGAGCGCUCCCUGGCGAUUCGCCACGAGACAGACCUAUGACAAGGAUACAAAUCCCGACGGCGUCAUCUCAUUUGCCUUGGCCGAGAAUAAAUUGGUUGUUCAAGACGUACAAGACUUUGUCAAUCGCAAUGUCACGUUUGAGAGCAACGACUUCAACUACGGCACUACAGAUCGCUUUCCUAGAGCGCUGGCCGCACAUCUCACAGAAUACCUGCACCCGUACCUUCCCAUCCAGCCAGAGCACAUUCGCUCGACCAGCUCGUGCACUGCGCUGCAUGACAUGCUGGCAUGGGCCAUGGCCGACCCCGGUGACGCGAUCCUGCUCAAUCGUCCCAUCUACGGACGCUUCGAGCUAGACUUUACCAAUCGCGAGCAGGUCAAAAUUUUGUACGCGGACACGGAUGCUGAAACGUGUCUGAAAGUGAGUGCUAUCCAAAAGUACGAAGAGGCCCUUGCCGAUGCCGCAGCGUCGGGCAUCCACGUGCGCGCUAUUCUCAUCGUCAAUCCCAACAACCCUCUUGGUCAAUGCUACCACCGCAACACAUUGAUGGAGCUCAUGAAGCUGUGCCAACGCCACCAGAUCCAUCUCAUCAGCGACGAAGUCUACGCCUGCUCCGUCUUUGACUCUGACGAGCCCGAGGCCACACCCUUUACCUCGAUGCUCUCCAUCGACCCGCGGGGUCUCAUCGAUCUUGACCUGCUGCACGUCGAGUACGGCUUCGCCAAGGACUUUGCCGCCGGCGGCAUGAAGCUCGGCGCGCUCGUCAGCCGGAGCCGGCCGAUCCUGCGCGCCAUGGACAGCCUGAUGCGCUUCCACACGCCGUCGGGACCCGUGCUCAACAUGGCCUGCGCGCUGCUCGAGGACCGCGCGUGGUGCCGCGCGUACAUUGACACGAUGCGCACCCGGACGAGGGCCGCGCAUGCGCACGCCACGGAGCAGCUGCGCGCCGCGGGCGUACCCUUCCUGCCGGGCUCCAACGCGGGCUUCUUCCUGUGGAUCGACCUCUCGGGGCAUUUACCCGCGGAUCUGGAUGGCGAGGAGAACGCCGAGUUUGCGUUUGCGAAAAAGGCCCUGGCGGCGGGGGUGUUUGUGCAGCCCAGGGAGGAACACGCCAACAAGCCGGGCUGGUUCAGGCUGGUGUAUACGCAGGAUCCUGCCAUUGUUACAGAGGGAAUAAAAAGGAUCAAGAGUGUCAUCACGGCAAAGUAA